AUGGUCAAAAUUGUACCCGCGAGGUGUAAACAAAUACAAUGGCAAGCAAACAAUAAAUCACAAGAUUUAUGGACAAAUAUGUAUCAAUGGGUUAAAUCAAAUAAAUUAAUUGUGCAGACCAAAUUUGAUAAUUUAAUUCAAUAUUAUAUACCUGCUGGAGACGAAACAAAUAUUAUAGAUGUCGAAAUUGAUUUAAUGAAGAAAAUGAAAUGGUAUUCUUUUGAUCAGUAUAAAAUAAAUGCAUUUAAUAUUUGGUCUAUUAUAUUACCAAUAGAUAAAUUAAAAUAUUUAGAUGAGGUCCGCGAUUGUCCAGCAUUUUUCAAAAAAUUUAUGUGUAAACAUGUUGCCGGUAUGGCAAUUGGAUUAAACUACUGGAAACUACCACUAGCUGCUAAAAAUGUUAGAAUUGCAGCUGUUGCACUGUUUGGAUUACAGUAUGUCCAUGAUGACAUUGUACCAGUUGCAAAAUCAUUAUUUGCAAUGAGUUCAACAGUGGGUGCUGUUAUACUUCGUACAGAUACAGCAUCAAGCGCAAAAAAACCAAUAUCUUCACGAAAAGAGAAUGCAAUACGAGUUCGAUUUGAAAUAGCUGCAUAG
This is a messenger RNA of Rotaria sp. Silwood1, 597 nucleotides long. NCBI's taxonomy places the organism in Eukaryota, Metazoa, Rotifera, Eurotatoria, Philodinida, Philodinidae. The record is from the annotation of a GenBank genome assembly.